Olea europaea var. sylvestris is the source of this 1362-nucleotide messenger RNA. RefSeq names its product ankyrin repeat-containing protein NPR4-like. Lineage: Eukaryota; Viridiplantae; Streptophyta; Magnoliopsida; Lamiales; Oleaceae. The transcript has 3 exons. Bases 1 to 1191 code for a protein of 396 amino acids. The record is from RefSeq and is a predicted model, not a curated record.
AUGCAAACAUCAAGUAGUAUUGAUGAUCACAAUAUUCAAAUUGAAUCAUCCGAUGAAGAUAUGAUCGAAGGGAAGGCACAUGGAGGCCUAACUAUAACAACGCGAGUUCCAGAGAUAAAUUACAUAUAUCAGAGGAAGUUAGUCCAUGUCGAAGUUGCGAAACUCCUAAGUGUCGUGUUUGAAGAAAUGCCACAACCGAGCAAAUCACAGCUCGAAAAAAUGCACAUCGAUCAAAUAAUAUAUGAUGCCAUACAACAUGGAAAUCUUGAAUUUAUAAAAGAAAUGAUUAAAUGGAAUCCUGAAAUUAUAAGGAAAAAGGAUAAAAAUGGAAAAACAAUUUUUUCGCACGCAAUUGCUUUGCGUCAAGAGGAGAUUUAUAGCCUUAUAUUUGAUUUAGGAACAAAGAAGAGUAUAAUUUCAAAGAAGCAUGAUAUUUUUAAGAACAAUUUUUUACAUCUUGCUGCAAAAUUAUCUCCUCCGUCUCAACUUGAGAGGGUAUCUGGAGAAGCCCUACAAAUGCAAAGGGAACUGCAAUGGUUUAAGGAAGUCGAGAACAUAGUACAACCCAAACUCAAAGAGGAAAAAAAUGAGUUCAACAAAACCCCCGAAAUGGUAUUCAGAGAUGAACACAAGAAAUUAGCCAAAGAAGCAGAGAACCGGAUGAAAAACACAGCAACAUCAAGCAUGAUAGUGGGCACUCUAAUUGCUGCUGUAAUGUUCACAACAGCUUUCACAGUACCAGGUGGAAAUAAAAACGACACAGGAUUGCCAACAAUGUUGGAAACUCAAAGGACUCCAUUCUUGAUUUUCAUGAUUUCAAAUGCCUUGUCGAUGUUCAGUUCGAGUAUGUCACUGUUGAUGUUCUUAGGAAUUCUUAAGACGCGUUAUGCAGAAGAAGAAUUUCUCAAGUCCUUACCUUUUAAAUUAAUAAUUGGACUGACGUCUCUGUUCUUUUCGAUUGUUACCAUGAUGGCAUCCUUUGGUUCUGCAAUGUAUUUGAUUCUGCAGGAGAAGUUGUCUUGGGUUACCAUUCCGAUCAUCGUCCUUUCAACAAUUCCGAUAGUAAUUUUCUCCAUCUUGCAGUUUCCUCUCUUGAUUGAGAUGACAAUUCGGACUUUUGGAGCGGGGAUAUUUGAUAAACCUAAGAAGAAAUCUUGUUUUGCUAGGUUCCGAGCAUGUUGGCAAGGUUGAAUAAAUAGUAUUUGAUACUACUGAGGAAGAAAAAGAAUAAUAUCAAUCAUGCUAUACGGUACUGCUGAAUAUGGUGUCCCAAAUGUGCUCUUAGUUCAUUUUGGUUUCUGUCAUUUUCUAAAUGUUGAUGUAUCCAUCGUGUGUUGUUUAUAUGAAUUCAACUCGCUGAAG